Oreochromis aureus is the source of this 2621-nucleotide messenger RNA. Its product is annotated as P2Y purinoceptor 14-like. Gene Ontology annotation, molecular function: G protein-coupled purinergic nucleotide receptor activity. Gene Ontology annotation, cellular component: membrane. The record is from RefSeq and is a predicted model, not a curated record. Bases 700 to 1725 code for a protein of 341 amino acids. The transcript has 4 exons. Gene Ontology annotation, biological process: G protein-coupled receptor signaling pathway. Lineage: Eukaryota; Metazoa; Chordata; Actinopteri; Cichliformes; Cichlidae.
UGCCUCCUGUUUUUACUUCUACUCCUGUACCAGGGCUCAUGCUUACGUGGCAACACUUAUCGUGCUGAAGGCAACUUUAGACUUUGAGGAUUGCAGCUGAAGAGGUGUUUGGUAGGUGUAGUGUUAGGAAGAGGAAUGUGGAAGGACAUUUUUGGAUUUUGCCUAAAGAAGAGGAGGGAACAUAGGGUGAUUGUCUGAAAGAGACAGGAGACUGUAAGUGGUGUCAGUGGCACUUUUGAGUUUAUCUGUUACCUUUUAAACAAAACGAGAAAACUCAAAAUGACAAUACACUAACAUAUGCCAGUGAAUACCAUUAUCCCUAAUGCUAAAACAUCUGCAUAUUUUUUUGCAGAUCCAUGGCACUAGUUUCACUAGUGUAAUUUAAAAUGGCUGAAGUUGCUGUCUUAUGUUAGCUGUGGUGAUGAAGUGAUGAAGGACAUUAAUAAAAAAUCAAUCAGUGGUAAUAAAGUUAGUCAGUGCUAAAAUAAGAAGUGUAGCAAUAGCUGAUCAGAAAAUGACUCAUCUGUAGUGGAAAUAUGUUCUGACAGUUUAACAGUGAAGACAAAGAGAAACUAAGUCAGUGUGCAGUGUGAAGUCACUGUAUAUUUCCUGAUCUACAGUCACAGCAUCACUCUGAGAAUAGACAAAGCAGCUUUAGAGCUUUUUCACGGGAAGCUGCAGAACCAGAGUGCCAGAUCCAUGGUUGCCCCCCAAAACAUGACAUCAUCUUUGGACCAGACCUAUGAUGUUGACGAGACAUCCAUUAACCCAUACUUUAUGGCGGUCUACAGUCUGGUGUUCCUAGUGGGUUUACUCCUCAAUGGCUUUACAUUGAAGGUCUAUCUUUGUCGAGAUUGGCCUAGGGUAUCCAACAGCUUGAUGGUCUACCUGAAGAACCUGACAGCUGCUGACUUCCUGCUCUGCCUCUGUCUGCCACUCCGCAUUACCUACUAUGCCAGCAGCUCUCCCAUCAUUCGUAGGCUGUACUGCAGCUUUGGAGCUUCUGCCUUAUUCAUUAACAUGUAUGCCAGUAUACUAUUCAUGGGGUACAUCGCUGCCAACAGGUAUCUAAGGAUCAUCCAUCCUUCAGGAACUCACAUGCUGCAGACAGUGCAAACUGCACGAAUCAUCUCUGUCAUCACCUGGGUUUUUCUCCUGGCUCCAACAGUCGUCUAUGUUAUCAUUUUUUUCAGCUCCCAGAAACCUCUGACCUUUAAUCCUAGCCGCUGCGUUCACCUGUUUACUCCAUCAGUCAGCCUGUUGUUCAGAAUUCUCCACACCUUCUCUGCCUUCAUCUUCCUCUUGGUCUUCAUAUCCCUGGUCUUCUUCUAUUACAGCAUCUCCCGCAGAGUGCUGGAGGCACAGCAGACACAGCUGGCCUCCUCUGGCACUGAGAAGCUGCUGAAGUCUCGCAGAAACAUGUUGGUGCUGGUCAGCAUCUUCUGUGUUUGCUUUGUCCCCUAUCACCUGGUUCGUCUUCCCUUUGCGUUUCUGUGGAGCGAUGACUCAGUAGGUCCAGUAUUGUUCUACCUGAAGGAGGUGACCACCAUGGUGUCAGUUUUCAACAUCUGCCUGGACCCUGUUGUUUACUUUUUCCUCAGUAACACUUUUUGGGACAAGGUCAGAAAGGCGAGAGCCCAACAUACAACUAGAAACAAGGAGAAUGAGAGCAGGAGGGACAAGCUGGACAUCAUUACAUUAGAACCAGUGACUUCAACCAGUUAGUUGUGAAAAUGUACAUUUAGAUUUCAAUUUUGUUUACAAGUUGAUAAAAUCAGUGUCAUGGACCUUUAUCCUCGCAAACCACAAGUCAGAAAUCCAAACAAAGCUAAAGUCAACACAGAAACAUUUCCACAGAGACGGCAUCAGUGUUUAUGUUUCUAGUUUUCAGGAAUGAGCCCAAAGGCUGAUUUAGUAUGAAUGAACUGAACCAUUCUGUGGUCAAAUUCAAAUGUUCUUCAUAUGGUUCUGGAUCUUUGGCUCACAUGAUUCAAUGAUUUAGUUUUAUACAAUUUAGUAUUACAUUUUACGUUGCUGAGUAUGUUUGCGAAUUUUUAGUUUAUUUGCUUUUGUUUAUUGUUGUUUAUUAGGUUACCUUUGUCUUCAUCUAUGUGUCCUUCGCUCCCUCUCUAUCUGUGUGUCUUCUUUGCCCUCCAGCUCCUAGUCGUGUCCUAUCUUUCUGUCUCUCUCUUUUGUUACCAUGCUUCUCCUCCUUGUGUUUCUUUCCUCUUCUCCCCUCUAUGUCAUGUGAAUCCAUGUCUAUUUCUUCAACGAACCCAGUGUCAAGCUGUGUGUCUUAGUCUGCGGCUCAGUGUGUUUCCUGUUUUAUUUUGCACCCUGUGUUCAGUGGGUUCAGUUUUGCUUCCCUCUGUCUCAAGUCUACUGCUUGUGUUCCCUAUCUGUUUCCAUUUCCCUCCCUUCCCCGAAUUUAAAUGUAAAGAGGAACUUUUAUCCCGUUCAGCAGUAAUUUGUACAGUUCAUAAUGAAAAUUAAAGAAAAGACAAUGACUGAAUUCCUUUUGCUUAUGAAUAAAUAACAACAACAUUUAUAUAACCCAUUUUCCUACUUUAGAGUUUUUCCACAAAUAUGUCAAAGUUGUGUUAUGUAAUGUAAAAAUAAGC